Messenger RNA from Trematosphaeria pertusa, 1728 nucleotides. RefSeq names its product IMP-specific 5'-nucleotidase 1. Gene Ontology annotation, biological process: nicotinamide riboside biosynthetic process; inosine salvage; nicotinic acid riboside biosynthetic process. The record is from RefSeq and is a predicted model, not a curated record. The transcript is spliced from 8 exons. Gene Ontology annotation, molecular function: magnesium ion binding. Lineage: Eukaryota; Fungi; Ascomycota; Dothideomycetes; Pleosporales; Trematosphaeriaceae. Bases 238 to 1497 code for a protein of 419 amino acids.
CGCGCAGGGAAAGAAUUGGGCCAUUCACCAAUCGUCCAGAAAGCCAAUUACGUGCGAUUGACAGCCAUUUCACGAUCCAAUUGCACUCUGCGCACGAGUAAAAGCCAUCUCUCCACGUGCUCCUUCCCUUUCCCUCUUCGGUUAGCCGCGGUGUCCCUGUGUCAUGGUCAGACAUCUUGACAGCUCACUCGAGCUUGGUGGCAUCCAGCUUCCUUUCCAUUACUCGAUCAAUUCAACAUGACAACCAGAUACCGUGUAGAAUAUGCUCUCAAGACCCAUCGUCGGGACCAACUGAUUGAAUGGAUCAAGGGCCUUCUAGCGGUUCCAUUCGUCUUGCACUCACAGCCCACGGCCGUAUGGGAACCUACUGUGGAGUCCGUGGACCACAUGGCCAUGACAGCCCAACGACGCUACGCUGAGAUCAUGAGGGACGUGGAAGAGAUAGUCAACGAUCACAUUGCUCAUCAAAAAGCUGGCACGCAGAAUCGGUCAAAGCUCAAACUACUGGUCCCAUCGGUAGCCAACUUCUUCACACCAUUGGCUCUCCACGAUGCGUUUAUCUGGCAAGAUCAACGGCGGUUCAUCAGUUAUCGCCGUUUCGUACCCCCGUCAUUCAACGAUAUUAGACUGGUCCUCAACACCGCCCAGGUCAUGAGCCUCGUCCGCAGCGGCCCUUUGGAGCUAGUCACCUUCGAUGGAGACGUUACCUUGUACGACGAUGGUCAAUCCCUCUCACCAGACAACCCCGUUAUUCCGCGCAUUUUGCGACUCAUGCGUACGGGUUCCAAGAUUGGAAUCGUGACAGCCGCCGGUUAUACAGAAGCGCGUCGUUACUACGAGAGACUCUACGGACUGCUCGACGCGAUCUAUACUUCAGCUCUUCCGGACUCUACCAAGGAGAAUCUCGUAGUACUUGGAGGGGAGAGCAACUUCUGCUUCAAGUACGCUGGGGACAGUCCAGACCUGCUGAAACUGGUACCACGGCAGGAAUGGCUGCUCAAGGAGAUGGUGCUUUGGGAAGAAUCGGACAUUACGGAGCUCCUUGACAUCGCGGAGGCAUCCUUAAGGGACACGGUCAAGAACAUGCGCAUGGAAGCGAUCCUAGUCCGCAAAGAGAGGGCUGUUGGCAUCAUACCGAAACCGGGCUAUAAAUUCUGCCGCGAGACGCUCGAGGAGACGGUGUUGAUAACCCAGAAGAUAUUGGAAUUGUCCGAAGUUGGGCGCCGUUUGCCUUUCUGCGCCUUCAAUGGUGGUAAUGAUGUGUUUGUGGACAUCGGUGACAAAUCCUGGGGGGUGCUGGCCUGCCAACGCUUUUUCGACGGCAUUGAAGGCGGAAAGACAUUGCACAUUGGCGACCAGUUUCUGUCCGCUGGAGCGAAUGACUUCAAAGCACGGCUGGCCUGCACGACGGCAUGGAUUGCGAAUCCGGCAGAAACGGUUCAAUUGUUAGAUGAGAUUGCUGAAUUGGACGAAAUUCAGCAACGGAAGACGAGAUGAGUGGUGGCCCGGUUGCUUGCCAGACAACGGGCUUGCAGGAGUUCACGAGGCUCAUUUGCAGAAGCAAGCAUGCUGGUGUGGCGUGUUUCUGACGCGUUUCGCCUUGAUCUUGAGCCUUCCCCGGCUCGCGGGCAUGAGGAUCCAGGGCGGGUGAGACGAAUCUUAUGACUGGCAUCACGAUAGCUCCACGAUUAGAUAGCGAAUGGCAAAUCCCCGUGACAGGGAAUUCAC